CGUGCUGUGCAGUGGGGGACGAUGGUGGGAAAACUGACGCGCACUGCCGCUUCCCCAACCACACCAUUUUCUACGAGUUUCUGUUUCCAAAGGAAUCGAAGAGAGAUCGCAUUUCGAUUUUCAUUUGCACGUCUAUUAAUUUUAUACGCUCUAUGAUAAUUAACAUUGGCAAACAAAUAGAACUGGUGAACAGAUGGAGACAAUAAAUAUAUGAAUAUUUGAGAAAUGUAGCAGUCAAUCUCGGAUGUUUUAGUACAAUUUUUGUGAAUUUAUAUCGUAAGUUAAAGUUGUGCGUAAUUAAUCGUGCGACAAAUAAACGUCCAUCGCGAGUUAACGCGGAUCGCAAAUCGUACUUUUUGCGUACUUCAUCAAAUUUAUCUCGCAAUGGCUGCGAUAACACAUUUAUCUAGCGAAGUGAUCAGCAUUAUCCUGGGAAAUGUCAGUGUCAGCAUUAAAGACGUCGUCAGUUUUGCCUCUACGUGUAAAGGUUUCCAUGAUAUGAUCAACGAUGAUAAUGUACUUUGGCAAAACAAACUUUAUCAAAGAUGGCCUGAUUUGAAAAGAGUCUACAAUAAACGGAAAUAUGAAAGGCAUAUAAAUUUUAAAAAUGAAGUAAAAGCAAGUGUGAAAUGCAGGAAAGAAUUAUGGCAUUAUGUGGAGCAAAUGUCUGAUCUCCACUAUUAUAAAGAUGAUCUAUCUGAUAGUGACAUGAAAGAUUUUGAUUCAUUAUUUCAUCUAGAAAAAGGUGCAUAUCAUAUGAAUUAUUAUUUUGUCAUAGAUGAACUAAUGAGUAUCCUUGCACAAUCUCCAAGGGAAUCCAAUUUAACACAUAGAUAUUAUGUCAAAAAACUUCUUCGAUACCUGCAGCAAUGUCGUUUAAAAAGUAUAUGGCAAGAAUUUAUAAAUUAUCCUGAAGAACAGCAGAUUUUAGAACAGGCAGCUACUAUUGUAGCUCAAUGGUAUCAACCUAGAAAACAUGUUUCUUACUCACGUGUAAAAGCAUCAUUAACAAGUAUUGCACAGCAAGUAUUGGAGUGCCUUAAAAAAGAACAUUCUGAGCAUUCAAUAUUUUCGACGCCCACUGAACUAUUUUCCUUUUGGGAAAAUAAUAAUAUUGAUGAUAACCAAUGGAAUAUUAAAGAGGGAAAACAGAUUAUAGAUACUCUACGAAAGGUUUUAUUUGAUGAAGUGGGUUUUUGUGGAUGGCUUUGUGUGGAUCCUGCUAUCACCAGUCAAAAAUAUACUUUUAUAGAUUGUGUUUUGGAAAAGAAAAAUGGUAAUGCAGUAUCCCUGGCAAUAGUAUUUCACAGUGUGGCGAGAAGACUUGGUAUACGUUGCGAUCUAAUAUCUUUUCCAAGUCACUUCUUUUUAAGUUGGAAGUCAAAAUACAACACAACAAAUCCUGAAGAUGAAGAAUGCUUCUAUAUUGAUGUUCUGCAUCGUGGAUCUAUUCUAACCAGAAAUGACUGUCCCAAAAUUCGUGGUACUAAGAAGUGUCCUAUAGCAAAUUUCAGUACAUACAACAAGACUAGUCCUACAGAGAUAAUGUUGAGGAUGAUCAAUUAUUUGCAAAUGGUAAGCCGUGACAAAAGGACAGAAUUACGUUCAUUAUUAGAACUCCAGCAUCUGAUAGAACCAGAUAACAUAGAUACAAUUGCACAGUUAGGUCGCUACUAUAUACAGCAUCACAUGGAUUUGUCAGAUCUCAUGGUUAAAUUGAUUGAAAUACAGAAUAAUUCUAAGAACAGUAGAUGUGCAGAAGUAAGACGCGCCGAAAUGAUGUUGAAUAAAUUUAGGAAUUAUACAAAACAUCUGCCUUACAAUAUAAUAAGACAAAAAGAAAACAAAGAAAAAAGGAGAUGAUGUUUGCAGUUGGAAUGAUUGUAACAUGUUAUGAUAAAAUCAGAACUCGUUCCUUAACAGGCGUAAUUAUUG
This is a messenger RNA of Nylanderia fulva, 1935 nucleotides long. RefSeq names its product F-box only protein 21. Gene Ontology annotation, molecular function: DNA binding; protein binding. NCBI's taxonomy places the organism in Eukaryota, Metazoa, Arthropoda, Insecta, Hymenoptera, Formicidae. The record is from RefSeq and is a predicted model, not a curated record.